UGGAUACCGCUGACAGAGGUUUACGUUGCACAGAAGUUUGAGUUCUCAAACACCUGAGUAGUAAGAAUGGCGAGGUUGAGAGAAGCGUACGUGGUGUCCAGACCCGUGUACUCCGAGGACAGUGUUGCUGAAGAUCAUCAGAAAAUCUACAGGAGGCACAAAACCAUCCUGGGCCAUGUAAAAGACUAUCUAAGAUGCGAUUCAAAACGAGCCAAGAAAGCUGUACUCACAUUUCUGCCCAUCAUUGGCUGGAUGAGGGCCUACAGACUUAAAGAGUGGCUGCUGAGUGAUGUGGUGUCUGGGAUCAGCACUGGAUUGGUGGCCAUCAUGCAAGGACUUGCCUUCUCUCUGCUGGCCUCGCUCCCUGCAAGUUAUGGCCUCUACACAGCUUUCUUUCCCGUGUUAAUAUACUUCUUUCUCGGUACUUCCAGGCAUGCAUCCGUAGGUUCUUUCCCCGUCCUGAGCCUGAUGGUGGGAGCUGUGGUGACCCGCUUGGUCCCAGAUGAUGGACCACCUUCGAAUUUCACAGACUUCGAGGGUCUGACCAUGGACCAGCAGAGAGUGCUGGUGGCCUCCUCUCUGACAUUCCUCAUGGGUAUUUUUCAGCUUGCAAUGGGUCUCAUGCAGGCGGGCUUUAUUGUCACAUACCUGUCCGACACUCUGGUGUCCGGCUUCACCACAGCAGCAUCUGUUCAGAUCUUGGUAUCUCAGCUCAAGUUUGUGCUGGGGUUGACUUUUCCCGCCAUAAACGGCCCACUCUCUGUUAUAUAUACGUUGGAGAGGGUCUUUGACCAGAUCACCUCCACCAAUACCUGCGACCUCGUGAUGUCCAUAGUAAUUAUGGUUUGCUUGCUAAUCGUGAAGGAGCUGAAUGAGAGAUAUAAAGCCAAGCUGCCUGUCCCCAUACCCAUAGAGGCCAUCAUGACCGUCAUAGCUUGUGGGGUGUCCUACGGCUUCAACUUUGAGGAGAGGUACGGUGUUGGCGUUAUUGGCAAAAUGGUUAGUGGGUAUGACAGUCCCAUUAAGCCCAGCAUAGAAAUCUUCCAGGAGACAGCUGUGGACGCCUUCCCUAUAGCCAUAGUGGGAUUUGUUGUUGCCUUCUCUGUGGCCAAAGUCUAUUCCAUUAAACAUAACUACACCAUCGAUGGAAACCAGGAGCUUGUUGCCUUCGGGGUUAGCAACAUAUUCGGUGCAAGCUUCAGGUCGUUUGCAGCCAGCUCAGCACUCUCCAGGACCGCCGUGCAGGAGAGCUCGGGAGGCAAAACACAGAUUGCUGGAUUGAUCUCAGCCCUGUUGGCGAUGAUUGUAACAGUAGCACUUGGCUUCCUGCUGGAGCCGCUGCCCACGUCUGUCUUGGGUGCCUUGGUGAUCGUCAACCUGAAGGGCAUGCUGAUGCAGUUCAGAGAAAUCCCGUACCUGUGGAGGAGCGACAAACUAGAAUGUGUAGUGUGGCUGGGAACAUGCCUGGGUGCCAUCUUGCUUGGACUGGAUUAUGGUCUGGCGGUGGGCCUGGGGGUGGAGCUGCUCACUGUCAUCAUCAGGACUCAGUUUCCCCGCUGCUCCAUCUUGGCUAACAUUCCUGGGACAGACCUCUACAGAAAUCGCAAGGAUUACCCACAUCUAGUUGAACCAGAGGGAGUAAAAAUCUUCCGGAUACCGUCGCCUAUCUUCUUCGCCAACAUCGAGUUCAUCAGGGACAAGCUUGUGGACGCUGUGGGGUUUAACCCUUUGAAGGUUUUGAGGAAGAGGAACAAGGCCCUGAGGAAAAUCAGGGAGCUGCUGAAGAAAGGGGAUCAUGGUGCUCGACAGAAGGACUUGGAGGAUUUAUUCGGUCAGCCCUAUGUGGCCAUUGAGGACCUGGACCUGCCAACAGACAUCAGCGACCUUCCUUUCCGAAUGAAUUGGAAAGCUAACCUCCCAGUCACUGUCAGUGUUCCCAGAGUGGACAUCCACAGCCUGAUCCUGGACUUCUCUGCGGUGUCCUUCCUGGACAUUUCCGCUCUGAAAGGACUCAAAAUGAUGAUCAAAGAAUUUAUCCGAAUUGAGGUGGACGUUUACAUUGUUUCCUGCGAUGCUUACAUCCUGGAGACACUGCACAACUGCUCGUUCUUUGACAACGAGAUCCUGACCUCCAUCUUCUUCCCUACCCUGCAUGACACCGUGCUGCAUGCACAUGAAAAACACAAGGACAACGCAAGUUAUCACUUGGGGGUUAGUAGAGAACUUGUGCAUUAUAUGUGAUCCUUGCAAUAGUUAUUUUAGCAUGCCAGAUCACAAAAGGCAGUUGUAUUAACUACGGAUCCAGUGAGACAGUGUGCCGGAAAUUUGUGUCUGCUGUCAACUACAGUAAAGCAGUUAGAAAUUUGUUGAACAUACACAACAGAGAUAAUACAUCCACACAAGAGCUGAUUUUUCAAUAUAUACAGAAAAAUAAUGUCAAGAAAAGCAUAUCUUGUACACUCACUAUAUAACCAUCUGUAUACACAGACUCGUUAAGAAGCUUGGAAAGUCACAAAACUGUUUUCCCCCUGUACCUGGUAUGAAUUAUUUUCUCUAGUCUAGAACAGGUGUAAAUGUUUUUCCAGGAUAAUGUUACGUAAAACUUUUGUUGUCGUUGUAAAAUUUGGUUUCAGUUCAGUUUGGAAAGGAACUUAUCCUGGCAAAACUUUUUUUCACAACUUGUAAUACACAUACCUCCUGCUAAAGUCCCUGAGAGUAAAACUAAAUGGUGCAAGCACUUCCUUGUUUUUUCUAAAUUUGUUUCUUUUGCAGAUCACACAAACCAAACUCUGAAAUAGCCCGUCUCCAGCAGCAUCCACGUGCAAGGAUUUUUUUGUUUUGAUUUUGAUAUACUAUAUUGAUCCCUGAGGGGUAAUUAUGUCCUGCUGUUUGACCCAUCCAUUUGUUCACACACAGUAAUUUGUACAAUUGGAGCAGUGGGCAGCGGCCCCUCUGGUGGGUGGAGCAUAUUGGGGGUUAGGUGCUUGCUCAGGGCACGACAAGCCAUGGAUGAAAGUGUCAUCAAGGACUGCACUUAAACGCUGGUUACACUGUACCAUUUUGAAUCUCACUGUGCAAUGUUCUGCUUGUUAGAAACGUAUACAUUGCAUUUUCAAAUUUAGAAAAAGUCUAUUGAAUUUGAAAAAUAAACUUGUUACAUCCUGCUGUGGAAGGUCCAGGUUCAAGUCCAGCUCGGGCCUUUCUGGACGGAGUUUGCAUAUGUCUGUGUGGGUUUCCUUCCACCUUCAAAGACAUGCUGAUUGGUGACUCUAAAUUGACCCUAGGUAUGAGUGUGAAUGGUUGUUUGUCUCCGUGUAAGCCCUGUUAUAGACUGGUGACCUGUCCAGGGUGUACCCCGCCUCUCGCCCAAUGCCAGCUGGGAUAGGCUCCAGCGACCCCCGUGACCCUAGUGAGGAUUAAGCGAUAUGGAAGAUGAGACAUCCUGCUGUUUCUGUAAUAACUGUUUCACUGUGUAAUAACUGUGUAUUGGGAACUCCCAUUUUGUUUUAUUAAACAUGCAUGAAUAAAUGUUUUCAGUAGCUUG
This is a messenger RNA of Mugil cephalus (flathead mullet), 3544 nucleotides long. Its product is annotated as chloride anion exchanger-like. Gene Ontology annotation, cellular component: membrane. The transcript has 18 exons. The record is from RefSeq and is a predicted model, not a curated record. NCBI's taxonomy places the organism in Eukaryota, Metazoa, Chordata, Actinopteri, Mugiliformes, Mugilidae. Gene Ontology annotation, biological process: transmembrane transport. Gene Ontology annotation, molecular function: bicarbonate transmembrane transporter activity; chloride transmembrane transporter activity; secondary active sulfate transmembrane transporter activity. Bases 67 to 2241 code for a protein of 724 amino acids.